Messenger RNA from Hermetia illucens (black soldier fly), 2290 nucleotides. It is a transcript of the gene angel, whose product is annotated as protein angel. Bases 298 to 1881 code for a protein of 527 amino acids. The transcript is spliced from 5 exons. The record is from RefSeq and is a predicted model, not a curated record. Gene Ontology annotation, molecular function: 3'-5'-RNA exonuclease activity. Lineage: Eukaryota; Metazoa; Arthropoda; Insecta; Diptera; Stratiomyidae.
AUUAUUUUCAACACCAGUCGAAAAUUAUCAGUAGGUUGGAUGCUUUGUUUCGUUUGUUGACAUUUCGCGGUCUCUUGUCCUCUAAAAAUUUAGCGGUACGAUGCAUCCUUUACUUUUACUGUUUGCUUGGCAGUGCACACUCUGAUUUCUUAGAUCCAUGCCGUAUCGCGAAUCUUUUUGUAAAGAAUAUUCAGUGUUAAAUGGGUGCUAGGUGUUUGUUGCAUCGACUGGUUGCGUAAAUUUCUCUAGAUUGAGGUGUUGGGUUGUUUUGUCGAAUUCGAUACUGAGCGGAAGAAAAUGUUCAAAUUCUCUCAAUUGGUUUCGAGAGCGUGCAAACCAAUAAGCCUAGAACAACUGCUGCAGUCCAAUUGCAUUUGCCAAAAAAUACUCGGUUACCAGUUGUCAUCAUCAUCAUCAUCUUCACAGAAGAAAAGGAGAUCGAGCAAACAAAGAUCCACUAGUCGUAAAAAGUUCUCAGGACCAGAAGUUACCGGAAGUAAUUCGACUAUGCAGGAUGAAAGUGUUCCGUGUAUAGCGGAGGAUAAAAAUCUGUCGUCCAUGUCCCAGUCUUGUUCCACAAAUAGCUCGGUACCAUCGGGACAAGAAACAAAUGCACGCAGAGAUUUUGAAGAGAUACACUUCGCUAGUGAUAUUAACAAAAUGGGGAGUACUUCUGACCAAUCCAAAGGGACACUCUUCACUUUUAUGUCGUACAACAUUUUAGCUCAAGACCUGUUGCAAACGCACCCGUAUUUGUACAAAUCCUGCAACCCGAAACAUUUGGAGUGGAAGUUCCGAUUAGACCGUCUUGCAAGUGAAAUCCUAGCCAUUCGCCCAGAUAUUUUGUGUCUUCAGGAAGUUCAACAGAAUCAUAUUCCGUCAAUUUUGAAGGCGCUGAGCGCGCUGAAUUUUGAACACAUCUUCAAGAAGAAAACGGGAAUGAAAACGGAUGGCUGCGCUAUACUUUAUAACAAAAACGUUUUCGACUUAGUUGAGAAACACACUGUGGAAUAUUACCAGCCAAAUGUUAGGUAUUUGGACCGUGAAAAUGUAGCCCUAAUAGCAAAGCUCUGCCUCAAACAGCAACCCUCGUCAUGUUUCAUCGCAUCGACAACCCAUCUUUUGUAUAACCCACGACGUCAAGAUGUUCGUCUUGCGCAAAUCCAGUUACUUUUAGCGGAAUUGGAUCAUAUAUCUUUUAAAGGAUUUGAUUGUCAAGGAAAAAUACGUCGCUUACCUAUACUUCUAUCGGGUGAUUUCAAUUUGAAACCACAUUCGGCACCUUACAAUUUGCUCACCCAAGGAAAUCUAGCUUAUCACAAUUUAACACAACGGACUUUAGAGCCACCCACCGAUGCGAACCUAGCGACAACUGGACAUAUUUUUUUACCUUCAGAACUCGGUAUAAAUGAUAAUUGUCAACACUACGAUGUAGUCAGUCAAAGCUAUAAAGGACAAGCAAGGAUACAAAACACUGACAAAAAUAGAAUGUUGGACGAAAAUAGAGAUUUUAGUAAUAAGAACCCUGAUGAGAAAGAUCCACAUAAUUUAUUCGCGACUGGUCAAUUACGACACGCUUUGAAUCUAGUAUCUGUUUAUGAUCAUCACAAUAGAAGUGAAGCAACAACCUUUCAAGAUAAGUGGGUAACCGUCGACUAUAUUUUUUACAGUCAACAUUUUAGUCCAAGCGUCGAUUCUGAUUACGACGGUUAUUUGAUAUUGCAGUCUCGCUAUUCGUUACCCUCAAAGAAAGAUUGUUACAAAAUGAAUCUUGUGAUACCAAAUGCGUACCUAGGCUCCGAUCACUUGUCAUUAGCAGGAAGGUUUUAUUUUCAGGGCCCGAAAUCGAACGGAAAAGAAUGCGUUCCCAAAGAUAAAUAAUUUUAAGAUUUGAAGGAAUUAAAAAUUUCUGAAAAUACAUAUAUGGUCACCAAUGUGGAGCAGAAAUUGUUUUAGAUACGUUUAAGACUUUGAGUUUAGUAAUUUAUAAUUUUGACUACUGUUGCUAGUAUUUGCCUGGGAAAAUUGGUAUUAAUAUUCGAGAUACAAUGGAAGUAAUUACUCAUUUUCACGCAGAUGUUAUGGCGAUUUUUUUUUUGUGAAUACGUUAACCUGUAAAAUAAUUUUCCAAAAAAUUUUUGAAACCCGCCAUGUUUAUUGGCAGUCACACUUCGACAUCGAUUUGUUAAUAAGUUUAAGCGUAAAUGAUUUCUCAUGAACCUCGGGGAUUUUUCGAAAAAAGAAAUGUAAAUAUUUUUUUGAAAAUACAGCAAAAUUUUUCAAAAUUGAA